AAGAGAUUUCUUCUUUGACGCUAAAGAAAGAUCCAAAAAUUCAAAGAUAUAUGAUGACGUUAUCUAUAUUCUUUUGACUUGUUGAACUCAUGAUCAAAUUGCAUUUACUUAAACACCCAACCGAACAACAAUUGAAGGGUUGAUGUGAACAGUUGCCUAAAAAAAUGGUUUCGAGCGCCAUUGAUCUUUUGAAGAAGGAGAUUCCACUGGAGCAGGAAUCUGUGGUUUUGGCUGAAGAUGCUGUGAACGGUCUUGUUCUUGUUGAUAUUAUCCAUGGCUUCUGCACGGUUGGCGCUGGAAAUUUGGCACCAAGAGAGCCAAAUAGACAAAUAUCUGAAAUGGUGGAAGAAUCAGCAAGAAUUGCAAGGAUUUUCUGCGAGAAGAAAUGGCCUGUGAUGGCAUUUAUUGAUUCUCACCAACCAAACAAACCUGAGAAACCAUAUCCUCCUCACUGUAUUGUUGGUUCUCAUGAAUCGAACUUGGUUCCAGCUUUGCAAUGGGUGGAGAAGGAGGCGAACGUGACAAUAAGGCGAAAGGACUGCUUCGAUGGAUAUAUGGGCUCCUUCCUGCCUGAUGGCUCCAACCUUUUCGUGGAUUGGAUUAAAAAUAAUCACAUCAAAUCUCUUUUGGUGGUUGGAAUAUGUACGGACAUUUGCGUGCUAGAUUUUGUGUGCUCCACUAUGUCUGCAAAGAAUUUAGGGUUUCUUCAUCCUUUAAACGAUGUCGUUUUGUACUCUCGCUCUUGUGCAACCUUUGAUAACCCUCUUCAUGUUGCUAAAAACACCAACUCGGCUCUCCCUCAUCCUCAGGAGUUCAUGCAUCAUGUAGGCUUGUACAUGGCAAAGGAAAGAGGAGCAAUCAUAGCCAACAAAAUAUCACUUGGAACCAACAUAUAAACCCACCAUACUAAACUAGUUGUUUACCCUCUCUAAUGGCAAACCUUAGAGAAAUGUAACCAAAUAAAUAAAUUAUGAUCUUGAUCUUCCAAACAGAUCAAACUUAGAGUAUGAAACUCCCACUAAAAGAAGAGGAUAUAUAGUACAGUCUUCUUCAUGAGCGAUUCUUAUGGCA
Messenger RNA from Cucumis sativus (cucumber), 1071 nucleotides. Its product is annotated as nicotinamidase 1. NCBI's taxonomy places the organism in Eukaryota, Viridiplantae, Streptophyta, Magnoliopsida, Cucurbitales, Cucurbitaceae. Gene Ontology annotation, biological process: pyridine nucleotide salvage. Bases 165 to 896 code for a protein of 243 amino acids. The record is from RefSeq and is a predicted model, not a curated record. The transcript has 5 exons. Gene Ontology annotation, molecular function: nicotinamidase activity.